UCAACAAUCAUACAAAACAGUUACAAAAUUCAUCACAUACUAAAUAUGCAUGAUUGCGAAACCUGGCAAUCAUUGUCGGGCCUACGUGAAUAAUAACAAUUUGUCAUUAUCUUGGGUUAAACUAUAAAACCUUUUUUUAUUUUAAUUGUUUUAAGUUAAUUAAUCAACAUGAAGGUAGCUGUUUUUGGAGAAAUUAACACGUUUGAGCUGUUAAUAUUGUGCAGUUUGAUGCCAACUGUUUUCAUUUACUUGUGGUCACUUAUAACCGGCGAUGUAAAAAAUUUCAAGAGCAGCAAGUUGGCUUAUUCUGUAUAUACUGCCAAGGACCCAGUAAAUUGUUAUCAGAACUUCAAAAAAGAUUCUUAGAUGCUCUAAAAAUUUCCUUAUGUUAAGCAAUUAUUAUACUUGAGUAAAAAUAUGCUAACAACAUAAUCACAUU
This is a messenger RNA of Drosophila busckii, 439 nucleotides long. RefSeq lists its product as uncharacterized. The record is from RefSeq and is a predicted model, not a curated record. NCBI's taxonomy places the organism in Eukaryota, Metazoa, Arthropoda, Insecta, Diptera, Drosophilidae. The transcript is spliced from 2 exons. Bases 169 to 366 code for a protein of 65 amino acids.